This is a messenger RNA of Hevea brasiliensis (rubber tree), 1697 nucleotides long. RefSeq names its product magnesium transporter MRS2-2. Gene Ontology annotation, biological process: transmembrane transport; magnesium ion transport. NCBI's taxonomy places the organism in Eukaryota, Viridiplantae, Streptophyta, Magnoliopsida, Malpighiales, Euphorbiaceae. The record is from RefSeq and is a predicted model, not a curated record. Gene Ontology annotation, cellular component: membrane. The transcript has 12 exons. Gene Ontology annotation, molecular function: magnesium ion transmembrane transporter activity. Bases 180 to 1367 code for a protein of 395 amino acids.
GCCGUUACAAUAAAUUUCCCUGUUGGUAUCGGAUUCUGGUAUUGCUAUUGGCCCCCAAGUGUGCUCAACCAUUACUCCAUUGCAAUAUUGCAUAACCUGAACACGCGGCCUAUACGUUCCGUUAGGGUUUUGAGGAGGCUAAUAGCGGAGCAGAUGUGAUUGGGAUAUGGUUUUGCGACAUGGCGAGGGACGGGUACGUGGUCCCUGCCGACCCUCAGGUGGUUGCUGCGGCCGCCGUCAAGAAGAAGACGCAACCCGCCAGGAGUUGGAUUCUCAUCAACGCUUCUGGACAAGGAACCAUUCUUGAUGCUGACAAGCACGCGAUCAUGCAUCGCGUGCAGAUUCACGCGCGCGAUCUCCGGAUUCUCGACCCACUGUUGUCUUAUCCCUCUACCAUUCUUGGACGAGAGAGGGCUAUUGUUUUGAACUUGGAGCACAUCAAGGCAAUUAUUACUUCUGAGGAGGUACUGCUUCGAGAUCCGCUGGAUGAAAAUGUCGUCCCAGUUGUUGAGGAACUUCAAAGGCGACUACCUCCCGCAAAUCUCAUUCUCCAAGGUCAAGGAGAUGGGAAAGAGUAUCCCAGUGGGCAAAAUGACAUUGAGGCUGGUGAAGAGGAUGAGUCCCCAUUUGAAUUCCGGGCACUGGAGGUAGCUUUAGAAGCCAUCUGUAGCUUUCUAGCUGCGCGUACAACAGAACUAGAGACUGCUGCUUAUCCUGCUUUAGAUGAGCUUACUUCCAAAAUUAGUAGCCGUAACUUGGACAGAGUUCGAAAACUGAAGAGUGCAAUGACGAGGUUGACUGCUCGGGUUCAGAAGGUGAGAGAUGAACUUGAGCAACUGCUGGAUGACGAUGAUGAUAUGGCUGACCUUUACUUGUCAAGAAAGUUGGCUGGUGCAUCGCCAGUUAGUGGAUCUGGGGGUGCCUAUUGGUUUUCUGCCUCACCUACCAUAGGUUCAAAAAUUUCUAGGGCAAGUAGAGCGAGUGUGGCAACAGUUCGUGGAGAUGAGAAUGAUGUUGAGGAUCUUGAAAUGUUACUAGAGGCCUAUUUUAUGCAAAUUGAUAGCACGCUGAACAAAUUAAACACGUUGCGUGAAUAUAUUGAUGAUACGGAGGAUUACAUUAAUAUUCAGCUUGACAAUCAUCGAAAUCAGCUAAUUCAGUUAGAGCUCUUUCUAAGUUCAGGAACUGUCUGUUUAUCUAUCUAUUCUUUGGUGGCUGGAAUAUUUGGGAUGAAUAUACCAUAUACAUGGAAUGAUAACCAUGGAUACAUGUUUAAAUGGGUGGUAAUCAUAACAGGAGCAUUUAGUGCCGCUUUAUUCAUACUAAUUAUGUCCUAUGCUCGCUAUAAAGGUUUGGUUGGAUCUUGAAUAAAGGUUCUCUUUAGAGGAAGAAUACUGAGAUUCUUGGUGGGAAGGUCAGAGGUUGAGUCUGGAGGAAGUUGAUAUAAAUCGUCAAACGGCUGAUCAAUUGCAACAGUGAUAAUUGUAAAACAAUACAGAAUUUUACUUGUCAUUUUUCCUUGAGAGUACUGAUUCAUAAUUUUCCCUUAUUUUUCUUAUAGGCAUCAGAAUUUGGAGAUAAAUAUAGUUUUAUUUAUUUUGUUAAUGUGUAACCAUCAUUAUGUUUUCAAAACAAACAUUGUUUGUUAUUAUCCCAAAAAGUAUAUAAAUAAUUUAUAAGAGAUUAUUUUUGGUCAA